Messenger RNA from Ixodes scapularis (black-legged tick), 1474 nucleotides. It is a transcript of the gene pio, whose product is annotated as cuticlin-1. Lineage: Eukaryota; Metazoa; Arthropoda; Arachnida; Ixodida; Ixodidae. The record is from RefSeq and is a predicted model, not a curated record. The transcript is spliced from 10 exons. The coding region runs from base 254 to 1474 and encodes 406 amino acids.
UCCCGACGUGCACCGUCCGCGAAUGUGUGUGUGUUUCGACGGGCGACUGCGACCACAACUAAACGCCGAGAACCUCGCCUGACAGAGGAUUUGCGCCCCCCACGACACGACGCUCGAGACCCCGUGAGGUUCGCCGCCGCCGCGGACAGACUUGGACGGAGUUUCUAUUACUAAAGCCGACGGAGCGGCCACAUCCAAACUCGGAGGAAGGGAGUUUUCGAAGGCUACGAGUCGCCCACCUGUUCUAGUCGCCAUGCAGCUUCGGCUACCUGUGAUAUGUUUAUUGGCGUUCCUGACGGCCAGCGUAAGGUCGGAUGAAGGAGAGGCUACCUCAGCGAAACAAGAGGGAGAGGCGUCGGACGUGAACAUCGAGUGCAACAGCAACAACAUCCAGGUGACGCUGGACGCGCCGAACGACUUCAACGGCAUGAUCUACCCGAAGGGCCUGUCCAAGAACUCCACCUGCAUGGCCGAGUACACCAACGUGCGGGACAAGAUCGUCUACACGCUGCCCCUGCGCUCCUGCAACACCAUGAGCACCGACGUGGAUGACGGCGUGGAGUACUUCAAUACCGUCGUGGUGCAACCCCACCGCAAGCUGGUGACCAACCAGGGCAGGGGAUUCCAUAUCCGCUGUCGCUAUCAGACCAAGGAGAAGACCAUCACCAACUUCUUCAACGUCAGCAUGAUCGGUACGACGCCGCUGGUGGCGACUGCGCCCAUGCCAGGCUGCAGCAUGAAGAUCUUCGUGGGUGACUCCGAAGAAGAAGUGGUGGCCGAGAACGUCAAGAUCGGAGAUCCCCUCACCCUGGUCAUCAUGAUCGACAACCAGGACGUGUACGGCAUGCGGGUGACAAACUGCCUUGUUCGUGACGGACUCAACUGGGGCGAGCAGCCGCUCAUCAACAACGAAGGUUGUCCAGUCGACAACGAGAUCCUCGGGCCGUUCGAAUACACGUUGAACAAGACGCGGGCGUCAGUGACCUUCCAGGCCCACAAGUUCCCCUACACCUCCUCUGUCUAUUACCAGUGCAACGUCAAGCUGUGCCUCAAGUCCAGCGGAGGCUGCGACGAUGUGCCUCCGGACUGCGACGACGUGAGGCACAACCUCCGACGUCGACGUGACGUGGAAGCCAAGGGCGACCUCAAGGCCAUGGAGAAGCAAGAGCAGGACGUUCGCGACCUCAGCAUCGAGGUCUUCUCCGGACUCUACGUCAACGAAGUCUCGGACCUCGAGGACCCAGAAGUGAGUGCCAAGCCGACCUCGUCGGCCAGCUCGUCGGACCACGACUUCUGCGUGUCCUCGCGCAAGUUCGCCAUCGGCAUCGCCAUCGCGGGCGUGCUGCUCAUGCUGGCCGUCAUGCUGCUGGUGGCCUGCAUCCUGCACCGCCGACGCCGCAGGAAGGGCUCCAGCACCGCCGGAAGCUCCAUCUACUCCGGACCAUACUCCAACCACGCCUACUCCAGGGACUGA